Molecule: messenger RNA, 1160 nt
Organism: Triticum aestivum (bread wheat)
Lineage: Eukaryota; Viridiplantae; Streptophyta; Magnoliopsida; Poales; Poaceae
Product: pathogen-associated molecular patterns-induced protein A70-like
Exons: 1
Coding region: 215-931 (238 amino acids)
Source: RefSeq, a predicted model, not a curated record
CCUCCCGAGCAGGCAUUCCCACGCUCCACCACCGGGCACCGGCCUCCGCGCGCCGCGUGGCCUCCGACUUCUCCUCGUAUAUGUAUUCCCUCGCCGGGCAGCCAAGCAGGCAAACGAAGCAUCAACACACCGACGUCUCCUACCUGGCUUGGCUACCUCCGCACCAGUUCGCUCGUCUCCUCACCGAUCCUCGCCGCGGCGCCAGCUCUGCUACAUGGACGCCCCGGACGUGACGCCGGCGUGGUCUCUGGUCCGCGGCUACUUCUCCCCUGCGACGCUCUUCCUCCUCCUCAACGUCGUCAUCGGCACCAUCGCGCUCACCUCCCGCUUCCACCGCCGCCGCCACGACCACCACGGCGACGACGACCGCCACCACCAGCAGCACCAGCACAAGGACCACGACGACCGGUACGCCCCUCCCCCACCUCCGGCCCCGCUGGCGCGCACGUCGUCCGUGAUGGAGCGCCUGCGCUCCCUCGGCCUCUACCGCUUCCGCUCCGGCGACUUCCCUCCCGAGUACAACUACAACCACUCCGCGGCCGGCAACGUCGGAGGCGACGACGACGAGGGCAGCACGCAGCAGUACAGCAGGAGCCGGUCUGAGCCGGCCGCGAGGAAGCCGGCGAGCAAGACGGGCAACGAGGCGGAGAAGGCGGCCAGGGCGAAGGUGGCGAAGAAGCCGGUCACGGAGGUGAGGAGGCUGGAGCGCGCCCCGGUGCCGGCGCCGGCACGGCUGGUGCAACGCGCGCCGAGGGCUCCUGCGGCUCGCGCGGUGCUGACGGAGGCGAGGCGGCAGGACGCAGGGGCGCCGGAGGCCGCGUGCGUGGACGAGAGGGCGGACGACUUCAUCAACAAGUUCCGGCAGCAGCUGCAGCUGCAGAGGCUCAACUCGCUGCUCAACUACAAGGAGAUGCUCAACCGCGGCGCGUAGCCUCCCGCCCGCCCGGUCGCCGGCACGCGGAGCAGAUGCAGAUCAGCUUGUGCGGGGUUCGAUCUUCGAUUAGCUACUAGCUAGUGGUCUUGCCGUCUGUUCAUUGGAUUGUUGACUUGUUGUGUAGUUGUGCCGUGUAUGAGUCGCUGCAGGUUAAUUUGGAUCCUGCUAACGUUACAGAAGAAGCUUCCAUUUCCUCUCUUAGAUCCGUUUGUCCGGUUAAUCUAAA